Messenger RNA from Beauveria bassiana ARSEF 2860, 1152 nucleotides. RefSeq names its product Intradiol ring-cleavage dioxygenase, core. The transcript is spliced from 4 exons. Gene Ontology annotation, molecular function: dioxygenase activity. Lineage: Eukaryota; Fungi; Ascomycota; Sordariomycetes; Hypocreales; Cordycipitaceae. The record is from RefSeq and is a predicted model, not a curated record. Bases 1 to 1152 code for a protein of 383 amino acids.
AUGGCGCCCCCCGACACCUCCUCCAUAUCCAUGGACCUCCCCAUUGUCGACAUGGACGUGUACCUCGCCCACGGCCCCUCGUCGCCCGCCGCCCACGCCGAGUGCGCCAAAGCCGCCGCGGCGCUCAUCAACUACGGGGCGCUCGUCCUGCGCGACUCGCGCGUCGCCGCCCGCGACAACGACGACUUUCUCGACCUCCUGGAAGACUACUUUGCGCAGCCGGUCGAGGCCCUGCGCCGCGACGAGCGGCCGGAGCUGAGCUACCAGAUUGGCGCCACGCUGGAGAAUACGGAAAAGCCAAAGUGCGCCGUCGACGAGCCGUGCCUGGACGUGAUUGCGCGGCUGGACCCGGACCAGCGGCCGCUGGACAUUAGCGGGCACAGCCCGGAUCCAAAGUGCAGGUUCUUUUGGAGGAUGGCCGAGGAGCCGCCGUACGAGACGCAGUUUCCGGGGCUGAAUACGGAGAAUGUGGUGCCGCAGGAGCCCGGGUUGCGGGAGCGCUGGACGCCCGUUAUGGACCGCUGGGGCAACUGCAUGAAGACUGCGGUAUCGACGCUCUCUGAAAUGGCCGCCAUUGGCCUCGGUCUUGAGCGGACCUUUUUCAGCGACGCCGGCCGUUACGGCCCUCACCUCCUCGCCCCGACCGCGUCAGACCUGACCAAAUACGGCACGCAAGACACCAUCCUCGCCGGUUUUCACACGGACCUCAACUUCCUUACCAUCCACGGCCGCAGCCGCUACCCGGGCCUCAACAUCUGGGCGCGCAACACGGGCCGACGCAUUCCCGUGCGCAUGCCCCCCGGCAACUACCUCCUCGUGCAGGCCGGCAAGCAGCUCGAGCACAUCACCGGCGGCCUCAUCAAGGCAGGGUUCCACGAAGUCACGGUCAACGAGGCGACCGUGGCGACGAUGCAGAAACGCGCGGUGGAGAAGCCGGAUAGGCCGCAGAUUCGCAUCUCGAGCACGCUGUUUUGGCAUUUGAAUUCGGAUUUUGAUUUGAAGCCGGUGGAGGAGCUCAAGGAGAGAGCGAGGGAGCUGAGGGAGGAGAGGGAAGGGGCCGGAGGGGAUGAGGGGGCGGAGGCGGAGUAUCCAGCGAUGAAGGUUGGGCAUCAGGUGCAAAGUGAAUUGAAGCACAUUGCCCUGAUGGUUUGA